AGUGGGCCAAACGUUUUCCUUAGGACUAUUCAGCGCGCAGUCCUAAUAACAGACCAAGGAUAACUGUCGAGACGUGUACCCCUCUGUUUGCCAAAAUGUAUCCGUCGUCCUGCGACACGUUCGUUGCACUGCCUCCGUCCACGAAAGGCCAGCAUGUGGUUUUCGGGAAGAAUUCUGACAGACCGUGUGAUGAAGUGCAGGAGGUUGUCUACUUCCCCGCGAAAGACUACAGCGCAGGGGAGAAAGUGGAGUGCACAUACAUUGAGAUUGAACAGGCACUUCAUACCUACGCCGUGGUCUUGAGCAGACCAGCUUGGCUGUGGGGCGCGGAGAUGGGAGCGAACGAGCAUCAGGUCUGCAUCGGGAACGAGGCGGUGUGGGGCAGGAUGAGUGUGGAUGGCGAGGAGGCGCUGCUGGGCAUGGAUCUAGUCAGGCUUGGGCUGGAGAGAGCUGACUCGGCCCGGGACGCCCUGGAUGUGAUUGUGGAGCUGUUGGAGAGAUACGGACAAGGUGGGAACUGCAUGGAGGACACGUGUGGCUUCACCUAUCACAACAGCUUCCUCAUCUCAGACAGGACCGAGGCCUGGGUACUGGAGACAGCUGGGAAAUACUGGGCUGCUGAAAGAGUAACCAGUGGACAUAGGAACAUAUCCAAUCAGUACUCCAUCACAACCCAGAUUGAUAAGGAACACCCACAGAUGAGAGAGUACGCCAAGACCCAGGGCUGGUGGGAUGGACAGGCUCCGUUCAGCUUUGCCGAGGUCUACUCUUUCAUGACCACUGCCAGAAUAGAAGACUCUAACAGCCGCUACUGCCAGGGACAAAAACUCCUGAAGAAAAGUGACGGUCACAUCACAGCAGAGAGCAUGAUGGGCAUUCUGAGAGAUAAGGAGAGUGGCAUUAACAUGGAGGGCAUGUUUAUGACCACUGGCAGCAUGGUGUCAGUCGUUCCUCUGGAUCCGUCUUUACCUGGAGUGCACUACUUCACCGCCACGCCCGACCCAGACAGGUCUGUUUUCAAGCCCUUUGUGUUUGUGAUGGACAUAAGCCAGCUGAAGCACACGUGUUCGCCCUGUUACGGGGAAAACGACCCGGUGAAGAAGAAGCCGCGUUUCCAGAGCAAGCCGGACCGCAAACACCCGCUCUUCACGAAGCACAGCGUGGCAGCCGCCAUCAUCGACAGCACCAGGGAGAGAGGAGAGAAGAUUGUGACGAGAAUGCGGCAGUUGGAGAAAGAGAAGAUGGAGAAGAUGGAGAGAUAUCUGAGUAAAGGUGUGGAGGACAGCACUGAGCUGGUUCAUCUGUUUUCAGACACCACGAAGGAGGAACUUGAGAUUUACAGCCGUGUCUGACGCCAUCACUCAGUCAAAACCCCCAGUUAUACACUAACCCAACUAACCCAGUGUCACCAUCAAAAA
This is a messenger RNA of Chanos chanos (milkfish), 1418 nucleotides long. RefSeq names its product secernin 3 (gene scrn3). The transcript is spliced from 8 exons. Lineage: Eukaryota; Metazoa; Chordata; Actinopteri; Gonorynchiformes; Chanidae. Bases 96 to 1352 code for a protein of 418 amino acids. The record is from RefSeq and is a predicted model, not a curated record. Gene Ontology annotation, biological process: proteolysis. Gene Ontology annotation, molecular function: cysteine-type exopeptidase activity; dipeptidase activity.